UUGGGAUAUGCAGCUGGAUGAUCAGCCGGAAAGCGAGAGGUUUUUUGAGCCGGAAUUGGUAAGUGCAUUGCAGAAGAGGCUAUGUCAGAAUAUGAGGUCGGAGAAGGGCGACAUCAGCGAGAAAGAAAAGACCGAGGAGGCGGGUGGUGCAUCAGGAGUCAGUGAUGAGGCAGACGAGUCAAGAUCUGCUCCUAAGAAGGCUAGAGAUAAACGAGGAACCUCAGAUGCGACUCCAAACGAAAGAAAGAAGAGAGCGAGAAUUGGACUGGUUGAGAAAGGAAGGAGCAAGUAAGAGCAGCAACUGGGAGUGAGAGAAAAAAAGGGGCCGUCAAGGAG
Hyaloscypha bicolor E is the source of this 336-nucleotide messenger RNA. RefSeq lists its product as uncharacterized. NCBI's taxonomy places the organism in Eukaryota, Fungi, Ascomycota, Leotiomycetes, Helotiales, Hyaloscyphaceae. The transcript has a single exon. Bases 8 to 292 code for a protein of 94 amino acids. The record is from RefSeq and is a predicted model, not a curated record.